AACGCACCACAAAUACCAGACAUGCCUACCUAACGUCAUUUUCGAUUUAAUUCACAGGCAUACACAUUCGUUCAUCAUGAAAGAAUAUGAAAUAUGGGAUUCCCUUAUCUUUGUGCACGUUUCCAGCAGCAUGCCCCAGUCAAGGUGUGUGUGUGGCUGAGCUUUUUAUUUAUUUAACCUUUAUUUAACUAGGCAAGUCAGUUAAGAACAAAUUCUUAUUUACAAUGACGGCCUACCAAAAGUCAAAAGGCCUCCUGCGGGGACGGGGCCUGGGAUUAAAAAAAUUAAAUAAAGACAAUAUAAGACAACAGCAUAGCAAGGCAGAAACACAUGACAACACAACAUAGUACAAACAUUAUUGGCCACAGUCAACAGCACAAAGUUCAAGAAGGUAGAGACAACAAUACAGCACACAAAACAGCCACAGUGCACAUAAAACUGCACAGAGCUAGGGGGACCCAGUGAGAGGCAUGACAUUAUAGUCAUAAGGUUUGUUCCUGGCUGGACCACGACGUGCCGAAUAGCACGUCUCAUUUCUUGCCUGACGACUCAUCCUGAAUUUAAUUCCGCUUCACCGAGAGGAAACGUUAGUGGGCGUGGCGUUUGGCCGGAGCGAUGUGGAUGGGUAGCUAGGCAAUCUCAUUUCGGCCAUGAGCGACAAAACACACAACUUCCUUUCUCAGUUUUUUUUAAAUACCGAAACAGAGUUGGGUGGCCACUUUGUUAUUGUUUCAAGAAGGACUAGCUUUGAGAGUAUAUUCUAGAUACCUGUAAAUAAUUUACAUCAUGUAAAUUUGUAGGCCUAUGUAAAGGACGUCUCGCCGCUUGCGAGUACCACUGCCACCGAGAAGCGACAGUCGAUGCCACUCGAAAAGCUAACUAUUCGCUGGCGCAAGUGGGGACAGUUCAGGCUGAAGAGUUUCACACAUCGCCAUGUGCUACACCUACUGUAGCCAAGAUAUGAAGCAUUGGCCAAUCUGAAUCAGUGCUUGACUUGGGUAGGAGCUCCAGCAUCUGAAAUGUUCUACUGCUUGAGCUCCUGUUAAUAUUAUAGAAUGUUAGCUCAAACGUGUCGUGGAGCUCCUGCACCUAAAUAUAAACAGUACUGCUACCUAAAUGAGUACCGGAUCCUAUUUCAAUCUAAGUCCAAGCACUGAUCUGAAUCAAAUUCACAUAGACCCAUGCCCACUAUUUUAUAGCCUUACGUUAUAGUAUGCAUAUUAUAAUACUGUUAUAAUGGGCUAUUUUAGAUUAUAUUGUAUAUGACAUCUUACUAUAGAUUACAGAAAUGAGUCUUAAUUAUAGAUAUUGAAUGAAAUAGUCAGCAACAUAGUGGACACCAUGCUGUAAAUCACGAAUUGUAACAAGCAGCAAAUCCAGGGCUCGAAAUUGUUACAUUUUCUUAGAUAACAUGGAAAUUAGCAACAACCUGUAAACUGCAAUUUGUUUUCUCACGCCCCCUCCCAUUUCCCCUCUUCGUUUCCUCUACGUCACUUCUGAGCGCCCUGUUGUAGCGGAGUUGUCAUGGCAACGACGUUCUAUCCAAACACUUCGUGGGCCAAGUACAUCUUUGACUUUGUUUGGGGCGGUUUCCUGUUAGCUGCAAAACUGUAAUUCAUUUUUAAUGACUAUUCUAUGUCACUGCCUAUUAAGUUGGAUGUAAAACCCCCAGGGAGCAAAUGCUUGUAUGGUAUUGCUGAGGAAAAUGUCGAACUCGACCCCCUUUAAUGAUUUCACCAUGAAAGGCUCAUCUUAGAAUGGACAAAUUCAAGGAAUGGGAUCAGGCGCCUGUAGAAGUGGCUGAAGACAGAAGUGUGGCAGUUGAGUACACAGGAUGGAACCAGAGCUGCCAACUACCCAACAGAGGCCAUGUCGAUGCCCUUUUGGAUAUCAGCGAUGAUACCUCAUCCAAAGAGCAGGAGCCAUUUGAGUUUCUCUGUCUCUCCGGAUGGGAGGAAGCUAUCCGGGGCUGGGGCAGAACUACUCCACUUGGUUGCCUGGUUCAGACCCAGCGGAGAGGAAAGAGGGUCAAGACUGGAGACACAGACCACCACUGCCACCUGUGUGUGGACCUCGUGAAGCUCUCCGACCCCCCUGACUCUGAAUCCAGCUUAACCCACCUACCUGAGUCCUUCUGGGAUUCCACCCUGGACCCAUGGGAGAAAACCUCCCUCACAACCCUGGGAGACUUCCUGAACAGACCCUACAGUCACACCUCUAGCAUCUCUUCAGAGGAGUCCCCACCAGAGUCCUUCAGGGACCUUCAGAAAGCCACACAGCAACUGACACUCCGAGACAAGAUGGUGGAGGACAACGCUGAGGUGUGUGAGAUCAGUGACUCACUGCUGGGCUCGGCCCCCUCCCAGGGUCACCACCACUCAGCCUCAGAGUGUCCCAUGACGCUGAUCAUCAACAGCUUCGCCGUCCUACCGCCCGUGAAGGCCUCCCAGCCCAGACACCCUAAGGUCACCAGCCAGCUCCGGAGGGGGGAGGCUGGACCGGGACGCAGCGCCUCAGACGGGGAGACCGCAGAGGCUGGGUCAGACGGUGUCACACCUGCCGGGGAGAGCGGAGGUGGUGUGGAGAGCCAGCAGAGCCGCCACCUGUUGUCUGCUUUCAGCAUCCCUGUCCCCAAGAAAUGUGACAUGCCCCUCAGCACACUGUCAGAUCCUCUACCCCGCGCCACCUACCCCCUGGACAGACACCUCAGACAGGAUCCCCGGACCAGCAGUGCUCACAGACUCUACUUUGGACUGAAGACCAAGAGCCUGAAGCGUGCAGAGCCCCAGCUGCCCAUUCUGAUUGGAACCAGGGUGCCCAUCCCAGCCUCUGCACAGAGACUACUCUGAACAGACUGUUACUUUGCACUCCAUACUCUCUCCCAACCCAAAAGCUCAGCCUUUGUGGGUUUGUGAUUAAAAAGAAACUUUCUGUGGAAUUUCUUCAUAUUUUUAUGACACUGAUGACUGUAUUAAAAAAAAAAGCUGUGACGAAUUAAACUGGGUCGUAUUAAACUACAUGGAAUUGACAUGAGUUUACAGAUUUGUUAGUUCUGUCAUUUAUAGGCUAUACCACCUCAGCCUCAUCGUAUAACCAGUUUAUUAAUGCGUUACAUGCGUAUCAAAAGGUAGAAUUUGGUCCAUCAUCACUGUGAUAAUAUGCCAUCAAUCUAGCAUCAGCAAUGCAAAGUAGUCCAGAUUGCUAGAAUACAUUGUAUGCUAAUUUGUUACCACUGAUUAUUCAGUGAAAUAAUUUAACUGUUACAUGAGCCUUCCUUAAUUACAAACACUCCACGCACCUGGAUAUGAGAGAAUUAUUUUAAAUGGAGUGAUAAAUGUAUGCAUGUGCUUUUAUUGUGGUGCUCACACUUGAGCUUUUAGUUACUCAGCAACUAUGCUACCUACUCUACAAUGCUGAGGUCUAGGUCGGUUUCUUGGAUUCCUGAAUGUUACACUGCAGACAUGUCAGAACUCCUUAAGACAAAACAUGAUCUGAGCCAUUGCCAAAGCAUGCUAGUGCACUCUAAUGGAAUGAGCAGUCAGUGAUUGUAGUGUUCCAACCCAUGUGAAGAUGUCAUUGGUAGCCUAUUGAAUUACAUGCUAGAAGUGAACCACACUGUGAUUCUGAGGGACUGUGACAGCAUAGGUGUGUGGGCGGAGGGAUAAGUAUCAUAUUCCAAAUGACUUACACAAUUACAAUAUUGUAUUCAAACAGACUGAGCAUAAUACAUGUACAUAGUAAACUAACUUGUACUGCCACACAACCCAGGUGAAAACUGUGACUGACAUUUACCGAAAAAGAGCACGUUGAGUGUGUACAAUAUUGAGUAUGGUGUUGUAAGUCAAAAGUAGUGUGUGCUUUAACCUGUAACAAAAUAUCUGACUUGGCUUUAUACAG
Molecule: messenger RNA, 3897 nt
Organism: Salmo salar (Atlantic salmon)
Lineage: Eukaryota; Metazoa; Chordata; Actinopteri; Salmoniformes; Salmonidae
Gene: c26h16orf46
Product: chromosome 26 C16orf46 homolog
Source: RefSeq, a predicted model, not a curated record